Messenger RNA from Trichechus manatus latirostris (Florida manatee), 1066 nucleotides. RefSeq names its product three prime repair exonuclease 1 (gene TREX1). Gene Ontology annotation, molecular function: nucleic acid binding; 3'-5'-DNA exonuclease activity. NCBI's taxonomy places the organism in Eukaryota, Metazoa, Chordata, Mammalia, Sirenia, Trichechidae. Bases 97 to 1041 code for a protein of 314 amino acids. Gene Ontology annotation, biological process: DNA catabolic process. The record is from RefSeq and is a predicted model, not a curated record. The transcript has 2 exons. Gene Ontology annotation, cellular component: cytoplasm.
ACUACCAGCCGGCCAGGAGAACCAGAGGGAACGUGUGCGCCCUGAGUGAUUGCUGCCCGCCUGUUUGCGGCUCAGCAGCAGGUACUAGCCCCUUCCAUGGGCUCAGAGGCCCCGUCCGGGGGUCACAUGCAGACUCUCAUCUUCUUGGACCUGGAGGCCACUGGCCUGCCCUUCUCCCAACCCAAGGUCACGGAACUGUGCAUGCUGGCCAUCCACAGAUGUGCCCUGGAGAACUCCCCCAGCCCUCAGGGGCCGCCUCCCACAGUACCUCGGCUGCCCCGCGUGGUAGACAAGCUCUCCCUAUGCGUGGCUCCGGGGAAGGCCUGCAGCCCUUCAGCCAGCGACAUCACGGGACUGAGCACAGCUGCACUGGCGGCACAUGGGCGUCAACGCUUCAAUGCUGACCUGGCCAACCUGCUCCGAGCCUUCCUGCAGCGCCAGCCACAGCCCUGGUGCCUCAUGGCACACAACGGGGACCGCUAUGACUUCCCCCUGCUCCAGGCAGAGCUGGCUGCACUGGGCCUUGCCAGUGCUCUGGACCGUGCCUUCUGUGUGGACAGCAUCACUGCCCUGAAGGCCCUGGAGUGUGCCAGCAGCCCCUCCGAGCGCGGCCUAAGGAAGAGCUACAGCCUGGGCAGCAUCUACACACGCCUCUAUGGGCAGGCCCCACCAGACUCGCACACGGCCGAGGGGGACGUGCUGGCCCUGGUCAGCAUCUGCCAGUGGAGGCCACAGGCCCUGCUGCAGUGGGUAGACGUUCACGCCAGGCCUUUCAGCACCGUCACGCCCAUGUAUAGGGUUGAAGCCUCCACUAGGACCAACCCAGGCCCAUCAGCUCCCACAGCCACUGCAGCCCUGGUCACAGCCAGGGACACCAGUCCCAACCUUGUGGGGGGCAGGAGGCCCAAGAGUCCUCUUUGUAUGGAGGGCCCUGGAGCCCCAUCCAGGGAGGGGCUGCUAGCCCCACUGGGUCUGCUGGCCUUCCUGACCUUGGCAGUAGCCACACUGUAUGGGCUGUCCCUGGCCACGCCUCAGCCAUAGGGCCAAGGAGGAAAAUCUAAUAAAG